Didymodactylos carnosus is the source of this 1477-nucleotide messenger RNA. The record is from the annotation of a GenBank genome assembly. NCBI's taxonomy places the organism in Eukaryota, Metazoa, Rotifera, Eurotatoria, Philodinida, Philodinidae.
CUCUACAGCAUCUUAACAUUUUAAUAUAUGAAAACAGUUUGGAAACCCUAAUUUUUGCUAAAUUUUUAAAACUCUUUCUAAAAAAAAAUAUAUUGCCGCGAGACUCAACAUGAUCGAUUAUCUAUAAUCCACCAGCUUUCAAGACUACCAAUAGUCAUCGAGUACCAGUUCUUGAACUAGCAAGGAAUCCGAUACAACUCCCAAGCCACAGAAAAUCGAGAUCUCGCUCAACUCCCGGUUUGAAGAGUAGACCCUAGGCUACCGGCUCAUAAAAAAAAUCAAUACAAUCCUAUUGGAAAAUGUUUACACACAACCUGGUUUUUCUUGUUGGCCAAACCGGUAUGCUGAGAUGCUGUAGAGUAUUUUCGAUGUUCGAGGACUCAGUUACAUUGUUUUCACAAUAGUCCAGGUAGCAUUUUGUAGACCGUGAAAUUCCUUAUCGAAUGAUAUAUAAUAGUUGAGUUUUUUGUGACACAAAAGAGGUGAAAUAAUGGAAAUACUCUAAGUAUAGUUGAACUUUCGAGCGCGAAAAUUUUGUCAAGGAACAUCAGAAAGCAUUCUUUAAGAUCUAUAAUGUAUCAAUUUUAAUGUCGGAGAGAAACUACAUAAAAGCCCUAUAUAGAAUAAUUAUCUGAGAGGGGGCCGAUUUGGCCGCUUAUCGCCUCCCUUCUUCCCGAAAAUAUGUUUUCGGUGCAGCGAGUUUUCAAACUUUCUCAAAGCUUCAAGCUCGCACAAACGUUGCAUAAAUAUUCUUCUAUCUAUACUACAUCGAUGGUUUUAAAAAAGUACAUUUCUCUUGAAAGUAUCAAAGAUGACUAAGUAAUGAGAACUACACAGUAUAACCGCAGUUAUAAAGUCUAUAUUGAUCUCGUAGUCAGGUUGAAGUAAAAUAUGUUCAGAAAUCACUAUACUCAGACAUAUGACAUAUUUAUAUGUUAAAAUAAAAAUGUCAUUUUUUAUAUAAAAUCGAUGCGAUUUUUAUCAAUGCCUUUUUUUUUAUUUUAAGGAUUGGCGUGCUCGUCACGAACAACGUCUGCAAUAUAGAACACAAAUUCAAACUUUUCUCAAAGAUGCUGAAAUUACAUUAGCUCGUUUCCACUCGGAUAUAACAAAAUCGUUGGAGAAAAUAACUAUUAGAGAACAAUACAUUAAUACAAAUAUACAAGAACACUUUCAAGAUUUUCAACGACAACAAGAUAUUUUAACUCAAGCGAAAUUACAGUAUAGACAAUGUUCGAGUGGGAUCACUGAAAAAUCACAAGAAUUACAAAAUUUAAUGUCUGAUUUGCGCCAGAUUCGCGAAGAGAUGGGAGAAACUACCCAAAACGCAACUGAUGGAGGUCCAUUAGUUAAAAUUAAGAAAGCUAUCGAAGAAUUAACCAAAGAUAUUAAUCGUGUUGAAAUACAGAUUGCUUUUUUAGAGCAUACAUUAAUGCAAUCUGAAGUGAGAGAAAAAGGAGAAUAUAACGACCAGUGA